CCCCCCGGUUGCUGGUCGCUCGGAGCCUCCUCGGUGCUGUCGCCUGUGCCUGGCCUGGUGAUGGCCGGCCCGGCGCAGCAGCAGCACAGUGUCUCGUUGUUCUUCGUCCAGGAGGAUCCGAAGGGAGGGGUUCAGUUCUCCAAUUCGCUGCAGAGUGAACAGCCGCUGAAACUGCUGGUGGAAGCAGAGGAAGGGGGAGCGGAACUGCGGGUGAUCGAUGGAAAUGGUGUUUGUGUGUUCAAAUGUUCCAUAAACCGGGAGACGGAAAGCUGUCGGGUGGGAAAACAGGCCUUCCUCAUUACAGUCGGAUGCAGUAGUGUGUUACUUCAGUUUACCUCACUUAAUGAGUUCUUUACCUUUUACAAUUCUUUAAAGACCUUUAGAAGCUCCAAUAAAGCUCCCUCAGCAUUCAGCCAACGAACAGAAGAUGCGUCUGCAACACAGUACUUCCAGUUUUAUGGCAGCUUAUCACAACAGCAGAACAUGAUGCAGGAUUAUAUAAGAACUGCCACUUAUCAAAGAGCAAUACUCCAGAAUCAUGUUGAUUUUAAGGAUAAGGUUGUUCUUGAUGUUGGUUGUGGCUCCGGAAUUCUUUCAUUCUUUGCAGUUCAAGCGGGAGCUAGGAAGGUCUAUGCCGUGGAAGCCAGCUCGAUGUCAAAGUAUGCAGAGAUUCUAGUGAAAAGUAACAAUCUUUCAGAACGGGUAAUGGUCCUGGAAGGGAAAAUUGAGGAAAUUACUAUUCCUGAGAAAGUGGACAUCAUUAUUUCAGAACCUAUGGGAUAUUUGUUAUUUCAUGAGAGGAUGCUCGAAAGCUACCUCCAUGCAAAAAAAUGGUUGAAGCCAAAUGGGAUGAUGUUUCCUACUUUUGGUGAUGUUCAUCUAGCUCCAUUUUCUGAUGAGCAGCUUUACAUGGAACACUACACGAGGGCAAAUUUCUGGUACCAGCAGUGUUUCCAUGGGAUUAAUCUGACUGGUCUUUGCAGUGCAGCUAUGGAUGAGUACUUCAGGCAGCCAAUUGUAGAUACCUUUGAUGUAGUCAUUUUGAUGGCACGGUCUGUCAAGUACACUGUGAACUUUCUGGAAGCUAAAGAAGAUGAUUUGCAUAGAAUGGAAAUCCCUUUUGCCUUCCGAAUUCUGCAAUCUGGGCAAGUCCAUGGCUUGGCAUUUUGGUUCGAUGUGGCAUUUGUAGGUUCACAGAAAACAAUCUGGCUAUCAACAUCUCCUGCUGAACCUUUGACACACUGGUACCAGGUGCGCUGUCUCCUACAGACCCCACUGUUUGCCAAAGAAGGCGAGACAUUCUCAGGGAAAGUUUUACUUGUGGCAAAUAAACGGCAAAGUUAUGAUAUUCACAUUAUGGCAAUGGUAGACCAAACAGGCUUCAAGUCUGGGAACCUGCUAGACUUAAAGAAUCCUUUCUUCAGUUUUUACGAAUGAUGAGUUAUGAAAAAGCUCAGUCUAAACUGACACCAGCAUAUCUUCUGAACAAGAUACUCAGGUGACUGCAAUACAACAAAAUCGAGGCGGAACUUGAAUCAGUUUUUUUUUUGAUGAUGCUUCCAAAUUGCAGUAUCCCAUCUCUAGAAUAUUUUAUCAAUCUGUAUUAAUGAAUAAAUCAUAUGUUAACACAAGUGUUAACUUGCUAGCACUUGUACAGAAUAUCAGAUGUAGCCCAAGAUCUUGAAUUAACCAAAGGCAGCCAGAUAUACAUCUGUUGUCAGCUUCAAGGCAAUAAGAAUAAUGUAAUAACUUUGUAGUCUAUUUUAUACAUGUAUGUGGUAUAUAUAAGUGUGUACAUGUAAGAGGCUAUUGUGUAGUAGGUCAGAUACAGUCAAGAAUAUUGUGUAAAUAGGACAGUUAUUAUCAACUUGGUUAAAUUGGAACUUUAAUGGAUAAAUUGCAAGAAACAGUUUCAAUACUUGCCUAAAAGAAAUUAUUGUAGAAUCAAAAUAUUCAAUAAGUAUGGCUUAUUUAUAUCUCUAGCAUUCGAUAUAUUAAAUAUAUUUUUCACUGUGAUGUUAUGGCAUUUGUGCUCUAUGACCUGCAACCAAGAAUUAUUAAAUAUUUUCACUCGUUAAAUUACAAUUUG
Messenger RNA from Pristis pectinata (smalltooth sawfish), 2089 nucleotides. RefSeq names its product coactivator-associated arginine methyltransferase 1, like (gene carm1l). Gene Ontology annotation, biological process: peptidyl-arginine methylation. The transcript is spliced from 13 exons. The record is from RefSeq and is a predicted model, not a curated record. The coding region runs from base 61 to 1437 and encodes 458 amino acids. Gene Ontology annotation, molecular function: protein-arginine N-methyltransferase activity. NCBI's taxonomy places the organism in Eukaryota, Metazoa, Chordata, Chondrichthyes, Rhinopristiformes, Pristidae.